UCCCGCGGUUGCACAAAGUCAAUGAAGGUGUCUUAGUAGACACAGAGAGAAGGAGAGCGUCAUCUCUGCUGUCCUGAGGAAAUCCUGCGUAAACAACCACGGCCCAUGGAAUUAUUUGGAUAUUUUGCCCGUGAAGCUGUGGGGAAACUUUUAUUGGACCAUGUUUUCGCUGCUUGUGGAAGCGUCUCCAUAUCUAUGAAGGUUUAAAUGCAGGAGAAACUGUUAUUCGUUGUUUUGGACCGGAUAUAGUGUGGGUUGGGGCAGAGAUGCGUAAUGUGCAGCGCAAACUCCAUCUUCUCUCCAAAUAGGCAGCGUUCAAGAGCCGAAAAUGUCAAAGUCGGAGGUGAAGAAGGAGUCCGGUGAGUCCAGUCCUUCAGAGGCCGCGUGCCUCUGCUCUCCUCCCGCAGCCAAGAACCAGUGCGCCAGCUGCGGCAUGGAGAUCCACGACCGAUACCUGCUCAAGGUCAAUAAUCUGAACUGGCACUUGUCGUGUUUGGAGUGUUCCGUGUGCAGAGCGUCUCUGCGCCAGCACAGUAGCUGCUACGUUAAAAACAAAGAAAUCUACUGCAAACUAGAUUACUUCAGUAGGUUUGGCACUAAGUGUGCCCAGUGUGGCCGGCAGGUGUACGCCAGUGACUGGGUGCGGCGAGCUCGGGGCAGCGUCUACCACCUGGCCUGCUUCGCCUGCUACUCCUGUAAGAGGCAGCUGUCCACUGGGGAGGAGUUUGGCCUGGUGGAGAGCAGGGUGCUCUGCCGCAGCCACUACGACAUCAUGCUGGAGAACCUGCGCAGGGCUGCAGAAAACGGCACAGGACUGACUCUGGAGGGAGCGCUGCCCUCUGAUCAGGACUGCCAACCGAAACCUGCCAAGAGGGCGCGGACGUCGUUCACUGCUGAGCAGCUGCAGGUGAUGCAGACUCAGUUUGCUCAGGACAACAACCCGGACGCUCAAACUUUACAGAAGCUGUCUGAAAUAACAGGACUGAGCAGACGAGUCAUACAGGUUUGGUUUCAGAACUGCCGAGCACGACACAAAAAGCAGCCGCCACACAACGGUUUCUCUCAGAGCGCUCCACUGUCCAGGAUGCCGCCGUCGCUGCCAGAAGAUAUUCACUAUUCCCCGUUCGGCAGCCCCGACCGACCACAUCUCCUCACCCUGCACGGAUAUCUGGACUCUCAUCCCUUCUCUGUCCUCGCUGCUCCAGGCCACUUGACCCAUCCAUCCAUCUCUUUACCACAGCUCCCCAUCAGCCGCUGAGCUCUCUCUCCAAGUUUCCACCGCUGUGAUCACAUUGUGAUUUUUAAAUAGGGAAUAGCUAAAAACAAUCUUUGGGGACGUACGGCACUGUGCAAAGUCUGCACUGUUUUGAGAGUAGCAGGACCUCGACAAUCUGUUUCCAAUCAGUCGGCUUUUUAGUUGUAACACUGCGAAGCUAAAAUUGUGUUUUAAGGACGGCAGAUUGUGGUUAUGGGAGAAAAUGUGCUGCCUCCAUUUCCAACACAGGAGAUUUUUGUUUUUCAUGAUGUUGAAAAAGAAGACCACUUUUCUUUUUUCUUUUUUUCCUUUCUGUGACUGGACACAAAACACUACAUCAGGUCAGGGUUUGUUUUCCUUUUACCCAGCUGAGCAAGGUAUUUUUAAUUUUAUAUUUGCUGCAAAGAAAAUAUUUAAAAAAGGGGGAGUGUUGUAGAAGCGUUGCAGUAAAAACCUCAGUAUAUUAUGAAUAUUUUUGAGCACAUGUGUCUGUUGUUUGUUGUUGUGUUGUUGUCAGAAAACGGAAACUUAUUUAUUCAGAACAAAACUUAACUUUUUAAAAAAGCACUUUUUAACGUGUCUUGAAAAUGAAUAAUUCAGUGAUUGUACAUUGUAAAUACUGCUACAGUUUAAUAAAAUGUAAAAUAUC
Molecule: messenger RNA, 1904 nt
Organism: Solea senegalensis (Senegalese sole)
Lineage: Eukaryota; Metazoa; Chordata; Actinopteri; Pleuronectiformes; Soleidae
Product: LIM/homeobox protein Lhx6-like
Exons: 9
Coding region: 329-1258 (309 amino acids)
Biological process (GO): neuron differentiation; forebrain neuron development; regulation of transcription by RNA polymerase II
Cellular component (GO): nucleus
Molecular function (GO): RNA polymerase II transcription regulatory region sequence-specific DNA binding; DNA-binding transcription factor activity, RNA polymerase II-specific
Source: RefSeq, a predicted model, not a curated record